Messenger RNA from Trypanosoma cruzi, 2661 nucleotides. Its product is annotated as trans-sialidase, putative. The record is from RefSeq and is a predicted model, not a curated record. The coding region runs from base 1 to 2661 and encodes 886 amino acids. Gene Ontology annotation, molecular function: exo-alpha-sialidase activity. Lineage: Eukaryota; Euglenozoa; Kinetoplastea; Trypanosomatida; Trypanosomatidae. The transcript has a single exon.
AUGCUUUCACGUGUUGCUGCAGUGAAGGCACCCAACGCACACAACCGUCGCCGCGUGACCGGAUCCAGCGGAAGGAGGAGGGAAGGGAGAGAGGGUGAGCACCAGAGGCCCAACAUGUCCCGGCAUUUGUUUACUUCUGCGGUGCUGCUUCUCCUCGUCACGACGAUGUGCUGCGGCAGUGUGGCUGCGGAAGUUCAGGGGCAGCUUUCUGGUUCCCUGUUUAAAUGGACGGGCAUCACUGAUGAUAAGGAACAAGUGGAAUCGUUGGGUGUUCCCGGCCUGUUGAAAGUGGGGAGUGACGUGUUUGCCAUUGCCAAGGCGCGGUGCACGAAGAAGAACGGUGAAGUCGACUUUUUUACUGGGGUUGCGUCCCAACUUCUCACGACAACAACUGCUAACAAGCCGGAGGAAGUGCUGAAUGAAGUGAAGGAUACACAGUUUUUGGAGAAAGUUGGUUCCGCAGAAAAGAAGAAAGUAAAUGUAAGCCGACCAACAACUGUUGUGAAGGAAAAUGAUAUUUACAUGCUUGUUGGAAAAUACAGCCAGACAUCUGCCGGUGGUCUUGAGGAGAGCGGAAAAGAUGACUGUGGGUUCUUGCUGGUGAAAGGGGAAGUCAAUGGUAAUGAGAAAAGUGUUAAAACAAUUCAUUGGAAAAGUUAUAACGAUGUCUCGCGGCCAACUUUUGGCGAACAACACAAAUCCUUGACACGGUUGAUAGGCAGCGGUGGAUCAGGUGUUGAGAUGAAGGACGAUACGCUUGUGUUCCCCGUGGAAGCCGUGAAUAAGGCGGAGGGCGUAGAAAAGGAAGAAAAGACCGUUUCGCUGAUCAUAUACUCCUUGAGUAAUAACAAUUGGAAGCUGUUGAAGGAGAUUUCUGACGAUGGCUGCAGUGAUCCCUCCGUCGUGGAGUGGAGGGACGGAAAACUCAUGAUGAUGACUGCGUGUGAUGAUGGCCGCCGCAGGGUGUACGAGUCCGGUGACAAGGGGGAGUCGUGGACGGAGGCACUCGGGACACUCUCGCGCGUGUGGGGCAACAAAAAGGGUGAAAAGGUUGAACUCGUUGGGAGCGGGUUCACCACAGCGAAGAUUGGCGAUGACAGGGACGUGAUGCUCAUAACUCUGCCGGUGUAUUCAAGUAAGGACGGCAAUGGAAAGGGCGUACUCCAUCUUUGGCUGAUGGACAACACGCACAUUGCUGAUAUUGGGUCGGUAUCCGGGGAAGGGGACGAAGACGCUGCCGCCAGCUCCCUGUUGUACAAAAGUGGUAGUGCUGAAACUACUGAUAAGAAGGAGCAGUUGAUUGCACUGUACGAGAAGAACGGCAAUGAAGAAUCAUCUUACGGUAUGUUCUCUGUGCGUCUGACUGCGCAGCUGCAGCGGGUGAAGGAUGUGCUGAAAACGUGGAAGGAAGUAGACGAGCGUGUGUCGAAGCUGUGCACCUCUUUAAGUGCUUUGGAGGGUACCUCAACUGAAAAUGCCUGCAGCACUGUUGAUAUCACGGAUGGGCUGGUUGGCUUUUUGUCCGGCAACUUUUCUGAGAACACGUGGAGGGACGAGUACCUCGGGGUGAACGCCACUGUGAAGAAAGAGGGGGCGGCAGCGGCCACAGUGACUUCCGAUGGCGUGACGUUCCAGGGAGCGUGGGCGGAGUGGCCUGUUGGCGAGCAGGGGGAGAAUCAGCUGUACCACUUUGCGAACUACAACUUCACUCUUGUGGCAACGGUGUCCAUCCACGGUGUGCCGAAGGAGGGUCCUAUUCCAUUCAUGGGUGUUCGUCUGGACGGUGAAAAAAAACUUAUGGAGUUCUCGUACAACAAAGAAAAGAAGUGGCUAUUACUCUGCGAUGGAAAGCCGAAGACGGAGCACAGCCGCGAUUGGGAGCCGGAGACAAUAUAUCAAGUUGCGAUUGUGCUACAGAACGGCACCCAUGGCUCCGCGUACGUCGAUGGUGAGCGUGUGGGAGAAACGCAAUGUGAAUUAAAAAAUAAUGAUUCGAAAGGGAUCUCAAACUUCUACAUUGGAGGGAGUGGAGGAAGCACAGGGAGCCGAGACGGCGUGUCUGUGACGGUGACGAAUGUCCUGCUGUACAACCGCCCGUUGGAUGACCCUGAGAUAGGCGCCUUCAACCCGAGAAAAGCUUCUAUUCCACCUCCGGUAAACACGCCUACUCAGUUAACAGCGGUUCAGUCUUCUCCUGGUGAAGGACAGGAGGAACAGGGACAGUCGUUGGGGAGAAGUGGUGCGGGCGGUGUAUCCACAUCAACAGAGUACACUGCCAUGACUUCCUCAGGAGAAGAGGGGUCUGUAAACCAAUUGUUGUCAGGAAAAACUUCCGAUGGAGAUCAAAAAGUAAAUGGCGAAAUCUUAUCAGAUGGCGAACAAAGAUCGGGAACAGAAGUUGGAGAUACGGUGCAGGGAGAUGGACCCACGGUGAAUCCUGAGGUGAACGUGGGCUCUGCUGAGGAUGGGAAGACGGCGAGAGGAACGGAUGGGCGGGAGGAGGAGAUCCAUCCACAGAACGGGGAAGUAAAUGCUGCGGCACUCAGCAGCAGUCUCGGAAAUGUGUCGCAGGGGAAUAACAGCGAUGCCGGCACCAUGCGUGGGAGCGGACUGCUGCUGCUGCUUCUUCUGUUGGGACUGUGGGGGUUUGCGGCUCUGUGA